AUGUCAUCUAUUUUCUCGAAGAAGAGCCUGCUUAGGCUAUCGCUGGUGGCUGCGCUAGCUUCUCCAGCAGUUGGUUUUGCCUUUGACUACGGAACCGAAAAGGUUCGUGGUGUCAAUCUCGGUGGCUGGCUGGUAUUGGAACCAUGGAUUACACCCUCAGUCUUCGACAACGUUGGCGCUGCCGCGGUUGAUGAAUGGUCACUCUGUGCAACUCUUGGGCCGGACCAGUGCCGCACCGUUCUCUCGGAUCAUUGGAACACCUUCAUCACUCAAGAUGACUUCAGCCAGAUUGCGGCCGCUGGCAUGAACCAUGUUCGAAUUCCUAUCGGCUACUGGGCUGUGCAGCAUCUCGAGGGCGACCCCUUCGUUGACGGCCAGCUCCAGUACCUUGAUGCCGCGGUUGGCUGGGCUCGCGCUGCUGGUCUGAAGGUGAUGAUUGACCUGCACGGCGCUCCUGGAUCUCAGAAUGGUUUCGACAACAGUGGAAAGCGCGGUGCCAUUGCCUGGCAGCAGGGUGACACCGUUCAGAACACCAAGACCACCAUUGAGUCUCUUGCUGCACGAUACGGUAGCGAUGCAGAUGUCGUCACUGCCAUCGAAGCUCUGAACGAGCCCAGCAUCCCUGGCGGUGUAAACCAGGAUGGACUCAAGCAGUACUACUAUGAUUCCUGGGGUGUCGCCCGCGAGGCGAGCCAGGAGACCACAGUAGUCCUUCACGAUGGCUUCGUUCCUAUCGAGUCCUGGAACGGGUUCAUGAGCGAGUCCACCGGUGUUUACUACGUUAUGAUGGACACUCACCACUACGAAGUCUUCGACAACGGUCUGCUUGCCAUGAACACUGCUUCCCACGUCAGCAAUACCUGCAGCUUCGUCAACGAUCACGUCCUCCACACUGACAAGUGGACAAUUGUCGGAGAGUGGACUGGAGCCAUGACCGAUUGUGCCAAGUACCUCAACGGAAAGGGAAUUGGUGCCCGUUACGAUGGCACUUACCAGGGCAGCACUAGACUCGGUAGCUGUGAUGGCAAGGCUGUCGGCAACAUCGAUACUCUUACCCCCGAUGAACGUACCAACAUUCGUCAAUUCAUCGAGGGCCAACUGGAUGCUUAUGAGAAGGGCAACGGCUGGCUCUACUGGACCUGGAAGACCGAGGGCGCCCCGGAGUGGGACAUGCAGAUGCAACUUGCCGGUGGUGUCUUCCCUAACCCGGUCACUAGCCGCCAAUUCCCUGGCCAGUGCUAG
Penicillium daleae is the source of this 1242-nucleotide messenger RNA. RefSeq names its product glucan 1,3-beta-glucosidase (gene exg1). The transcript is spliced from 3 exons. The record is from RefSeq and is a predicted model, not a curated record. Gene Ontology annotation, biological process: glucan catabolic process. NCBI's taxonomy places the organism in Eukaryota, Fungi, Ascomycota, Eurotiomycetes, Eurotiales, Aspergillaceae. Gene Ontology annotation, molecular function: glucan exo-1,3-beta-glucosidase activity. Bases 1 to 1242 code for a protein of 413 amino acids. Gene Ontology annotation, cellular component: cell surface; extracellular region.